AUGCUUGCCAGGUGGAGAAGCAACCUCUCGUCAACACUAUUCCAAAAGAGCAUAGACGGUUACAUCUCGCGCACCGCCCGGCCCAGUCUUAGCAAGACUACACCAAAGAGCAAGGAAGUCGCCCAACCACCUAAGCCCACCAAGACUCAGCGGAAACGUCAACGAGAAGACGACGACGACGACACGGAUGCGGCGCGGCCCCCCGCACAGGACACCAGGCUUCCGAGAAGUGCCAAAAAGCGACUAGAUGCAGGGUCAACCAGUCGACACGCAGAUGAAGAUGAUGCCAGCCUGCACGAGUCCUACAUAGCAGGAGCAACAGACGAUGACACAGGUAGUGUUUUUGAGUCAGAGAACUACAGCGAUCCCGAGGGCGACGAAGAGGAUAUGUUCCUGAGUUCAGACGACAACGAGGAUGAGGCCAGCCAACCUGAGGACGAGGCCGACCAGCCUGAUGAAGACAACGAGGACGAUGCCGACCAGCCUGACGAAGACAACGAGGAAGAGGCCGACCAGCCCGACGAAGACAACGAGGACGAGGACAGCCAGUUUGACGAUGCCGACCAGACCGACAACGAUGCCGACAUCCACCAUGCGGACGAUGAUGACAUGAAGGAGACACAGUACUCCCUUAACAUUCCACUGCGCGACAAGGACCUUUUCAACAUUGAUGUUACCUCCACUGAGGUUACAUCUAUGGUGGGAAAAGUGUUACCUGCGCUGUCAUCAAGAAAGAUGAAGAAUUUCUACAGAACUAUCGCCGGCCAUCUUGAGAAGUCUCCUCCAUUUAGGAUCCCGGCGCGCUCUCGACACCCCACAACCUGUUCGUUAGUCAACCCUGACUUCGAUUUACUAUGGAAGCACUCAGUCGACGGCGAGCGGGCUCUAGACCUCGGUGACCCAAGUCUGUUACCCAAAUGGCUCAACAUGUCAGAAGACGGUCUUGUAAAGCCAAUUGACUCGUUCACCGACACGCUACUACUGAUCUCCAGCUACCCAACAGCAUCGGAGGAAGGCAGCGUGCACAACCGCUAUGGUACCGUGGAUGAUAUGAGUAAUGUUUGUAUGUGGAUGCUGUACGCCAAGUCUGGGUACCACAUGGCGGACCUACGAUCACACGGUGUAACGCGCAUAGACAUUAUGGCUCGACGCCUCGACCGGAAUCUGAUACCAGGAUCUGAUGGAGACAAGCUCUUUCGAAUUACACCAUUAAACCAGUCUGGCACAGUGUCGUAUGCUGGUAUUGAUGAAGUACAAUGA
Messenger RNA from Alternaria ventricosa, 1260 nucleotides. RefSeq lists its product as uncharacterized. Lineage: Eukaryota; Fungi; Ascomycota; Dothideomycetes; Pleosporales; Pleosporaceae. The record is from RefSeq and is a predicted model, not a curated record. The transcript is spliced from 2 exons. Bases 1 to 1260 code for a protein of 419 amino acids.